Protopterus annectens (West African lungfish) is the source of this 1639-nucleotide messenger RNA. RefSeq names its product NFAT activating protein with ITAM motif 1 (gene NFAM1). Gene Ontology annotation, molecular function: transmembrane signaling receptor activity. The transcript has 7 exons. Gene Ontology annotation, cellular component: membrane raft. Lineage: Eukaryota; Metazoa; Chordata; Ceratodontiformes; Protopteridae. Gene Ontology annotation, biological process: positive regulation of B cell receptor signaling pathway; positive regulation of cytokine production; regulation of B cell differentiation. The record is from RefSeq and is a predicted model, not a curated record. Bases 91 to 963 code for a protein of 290 amino acids.
GAUUAUUUCACUGCUUUCACAAUCAUACUGUUCUUUCCUCUAAAGCUUUUUUUCCUACCUUCUGGGUGUCAGGAGUGCUCUCAGACCAACAUGACAAUAAAUCGAGGGAAUGUAGUUCUCAUCUGCAGUUUUCUAUGGAUACUGGCAGGUCAAGGUAAUAUAGAAGUAUCUCAGCCAAAGUCAAUUCAGGUUGCCUUAAUAAAUGAGCCCACAGUGAUAUCCUGCAGUGUUGCUUGCACAACUGAAUUAACGGAAAAAAAGUAUACAGUUACUUUCUUCAAAAAGAAUCAAAAUGGAAGCCAUAAGACAGUCCUGAGUAGAACAGAUUCUGACUGUCCGACAAAUGUGUCAAGCACAAACAGAAAAAUAUUUCAGCAGCAAGUAACUACAACAUCAUCACAAGAAACUGGCAUCUAUUAUUGUGAGGCCAUGUUGCAAGAAAGUACUGUCAGUGGAAAAGGAACGUUUGUUUUAGUACGAGAAAAAGGGUUCCAGGAACCACCACCGUUCAUGGGAUUUCGAUAUGCACUUGUGUCAGUCUGUGUAUGCUUGGGUAUUUUCAGCAUCGUGGGAACUGCUUUUCUGUUCUGGAGAGGAAAUGUAUAUUCCUACAUGAGGUGCUGUAAGAAGGAGAAAGAUGAGAUCAAAGACAAGAGCACAACCAGUACCACUACAGCUACUGCUACUAAAACGGACAAAGCAGAUGGAGCUGGAUCAUUCUAUAUGUCACUGAAUCCACAAGAAGCUGGUAUUUACAAUGUCAUCGAGCAGGAAACACAUGACCUAAAGAAGAAGAAGAUAACCGAUGGUCAAACUGUUCACCCGCAGAAAGAUGCACAUUCGAGAAAUGACAGUAGCAAACCAGGAGGAAGCACCAUGGAAAAAAAGAAAAUUCAAGUCAAACUGAAGCCUGGAAAGAAGAAUCAGGAAGAAGUGUUUGAGUCUGUCUAUGAAAACCUGUAGAGAAAAAGAACAAAUCAAGGAGCUCUCCCUAAUAAUUUAUUUAACCCAGAUUUUAUUUAAUUCAUAACUCCGUUGCUUGAUCCAUUUACGUUUGUUUCAUAUUUGCUUGUCCUAUUGUCAUUAUUAGCUACAUGUAAGUGAACAGUACUUUUGCCUAAUAUUUGUUGGGCUUAGUACUACCUCCUUGGCUAAUGUUAAUUCAACUUUAGGUGUGUACCUUAAUUAAUUAUCCAUCCAUAGGCAGAAAGCAUCCUCAAGGUUUCAGGCUUUCAUAAAGCAGCUGAUAUCACUGCCAUACAAGAUCCACAUGUGCACUUUUAUAUGCAGCCAUUCAUUUACAAGUUGCUGCUUGCACUAAGGAAUGUAUACCAUUUAUAAUUUCUGCUCUGUGUACGAUUGUUGCAGUCUGUAUUUCUGACGAUUAUUUAGCUGUGCAUGUUCUGAUUUCUUGCUAAUGCUGGUACUACCAUUGCCCAUAUUGCCCUGAAACAUGAUGAAAGACAGAGUUAAUGACACCACUGGAGACUCACAUCUACAGUAAAGCUCAUUUGAAAUAAUACCCUGACCCUUAAGGGAAAAAGAUGGUUUGGAGAUGGUUCUGUUGUUAUGUUGGAUACUUGAACACUCAAUACAUGAUUUCUAAGGCAAUAAAGUACUUAUUUUAGGUUCAUAUGUA